This is a messenger RNA of Melopsittacus undulatus (budgerigar), 2502 nucleotides long. RefSeq names its product large 60S subunit nuclear export GTPase 1 (gene LSG1). Gene Ontology annotation, biological process: ribosomal subunit export from nucleus. Gene Ontology annotation, molecular function: GTPase activity; GTP binding. Gene Ontology annotation, cellular component: cytosol. The transcript has 14 exons. The record is from RefSeq and is a predicted model, not a curated record. The coding region runs from base 65 to 2023 and encodes 652 amino acids. NCBI's taxonomy places the organism in Eukaryota, Metazoa, Chordata, Aves, Psittaciformes, Psittaculidae.
CCGCGGGAGGCGGGGCGUGGCGGAGGAGCCCGGCGGGGACCGAACUUCCGUCUCCGGCAGCGGCAUGGGCAAGAAGCGGAGUGGGGGGCUUGGCCGCUCCCUGCAGCGGCAGCGCGGGCUGGAGCGCCGCGGCGCCUCCUCAUGGCUACACGCGAGCGAGGUGUGCGGUGAGCGAGGGCCAGACCUGCGGUCGGCUCCCGAGCAGAGCCCGCUGGAGGAGUUCUUGGCCACGGCCGAGCUGGCCGGCACCCGCUUCGUGGCCGAGCGUCUGAACAUCCAGAUCGUGUCUGCCCAGAGCCGCACCGGCCUGCUCACGGCACAGGAGGCCCAGCACGUCCGGCAGCUGCAUGAGGAGAACCAGCAGUUCCUGCGCAUCCCGCGGAGGCCACGCUGGGAUCAGACAACCAGUGCAGAGGCCUUGCAGCAAGCUGAGAGGGAGAGCUUUCUUGAAUGGAGGCGACAGCUUGCUCACCUUGAGGAAGAAAAAAAGUUAAUUCUAACCCCAUUUGAACGCAACUUGGAAUUUUGGCGUCAGCUUUGGAGAGUCAUUGAAAGAAGUGAUAUUGUAGUCCAGAUAGUAGAUGCCAGAAACCCCCUUCUGUUUAGAUGCCAAGAUCUGGAAAGUUAUGUUAAGGAAGUCAGCAAUGACAAGGAGAACAUGAUCCUGAUAAACAAAGCAGAUUUGCUGAGUGAGGAGCAGCGGGCUGCCUGGGCACAGUUCUUUGAGAAAGAGGGUGUUAAGGUGGUGUUCUGGUCAGCUUUGGCAGAGUGCAAACAGCUGUCUGGAGAAGAAAAGGAACUAAAUGCUGAAGAAGUAACAGAAGACCUGAGUGAUUCUGAGGAUGAAGGCUCCAUUCAAGAAGAAGGUGAAACAGAGCAAGAUAGUGCAGAAAGUACAUCCCCAGGCAACUCUCUGCAAACUGUAAACCAAGUUCUGGUUAGUGAUGAUGACAGUAGUGGUGAAUAUGAGGACUGUGAAGAUGACGAUGAGGAGGCCUGGCAAACCUGUUCUGAAGAUGGUGGGGACAAAGUAAACGCUAUUGCUCCAGGGAGGAUCGAAAGCAGGACUGCUGGUGCUGAAGUGCAGGAUAUAGUGCAGGAGCAGAAGAGGAACAUCAGGAACUUCAGCCAUCUGGUGCAGAGAAAUGAGCUGCUGGAGAUAUUCAAAACCAUGCACAAUGGACCAAGGGUGAAGGAUGGGGAAGUAAAUGUUGGGCUGGUGGGUUAUCCUAAUGUUGGCAAAAGUUCAACCAUCAACACAAUCCUUGGAAAUAAGAAGGUGUCAGUGUCUGCUACACCAGGUCAUACAAAACACUUUCAGACUCUAUAUGUGGAGCCUGGCCUGUGUCUUUGUGAUUGCCCUGGUCUGGUGAUGCCAUCUUUCAUCUCUACCAAGGCAGAAAUGAUUUGUUCUGGAAUUCUGCCUAUAGAUCAGAUGAGAGACCAUGUCCCACCUAUUUCUCUAGUUUGCCAGCAUAUCCCACGAAACGUUUUGGAAGCAACUUAUGGAAUAAAUAUCAUAAGGCCAAGGGAAGAUGACGAUCCAGAUCGAAAGCCAACAGCUGAAGAGCUGCUAACAGCAUACGGAUAUAUGAGAGGCUUUAUGACAGCUCAUGGACAGCCAGACCAGCCAAGAUCGGCUCGAUAUGUGUUAAAAGACUAUGUCAGUGGGAAGCUGUUAUAUUGUCAUCCGCCUCCUGGCAUUGACCCCAGUGAUUUUCAGCACCAGCAUCAAAGGUGCUCAGAGAGCAGAACUGUGCAUGCCAAUGGACAGGUGAAGCCUGAGAAGAAUACCAAAGCAAAACAGAUUGAAAAUGUGGUGGACAAAACAUUUUUCCACCAGGAGAAUGUUCGUGCCCUCGUGAAAGGAGUCCGGGCUGCAAUGGGAUACCGGCCUAGUGGUGGCCUUGUGUCUGUGACUACACCCAAUCCUGGGAAUGUUGUAGGAAAGCCCUGGAAGAAACAUGGAAAUAGGAACAAGAAGGAGAAAAUCCGCAGGAUCACUAAGCACCUGGAGGCUUAGCUGUGGCACUGGUGUCUGGCGUUUCUAGGGCAGGCACUGUGCUGUCUACAGGCCUGAACUGAGGCGGGUGAGAAAAGGAUAAGUGGGCAUCGCUUGCUCACCUGCUGUGGAUUGUCCUGGGCAGGGGAUGACACUGGGCUCUGCUAGUUGAGCUCACCCCUUCUGAGGGCAAAAGAGACCUGGCUGCUAGUGUUAUCUGGAAGCCAGCCCAGGCAUCUGCUUGCUGCUGAAACAUCCUUUCAAUAGGAGCAGAUGGAACUGUGUAGGAAUGUUUUUUCCUUCCAUAAAGGAUGUAUUUUGUAGCAGUUGGGAUCAAGGCAAGACCUGUAAAACUGACAAAAAUUUUGGAACAUUUGAAUUUCAGUGAGUGUUUUUGGUUACAUUUUGUGGCACUGUUGCUCAUUAUUCUUUUUAAGCUUGUUGAUUUGAGAAUACUUCAAUCUGGUGAAAAACACAGUAAAGGAUCUUUAUUGCCCUCA